This is a messenger RNA of Aspergillus tanneri, 183 nucleotides long. RefSeq lists its product as uncharacterized. Gene Ontology annotation, biological process: mitochondrial respiratory chain complex I assembly. The coding region runs from base 1 to 183 and encodes 60 amino acids. Lineage: Eukaryota; Fungi; Ascomycota; Eurotiomycetes; Eurotiales; Aspergillaceae. The record is from RefSeq and is a predicted model, not a curated record. The transcript is spliced from 3 exons. Gene Ontology annotation, cellular component: mitochondrion.
AUGCCGUCGGUACGGACAAGGCCCAUCGAGAAGUUUGCAAAGGCAACCGCAAAAUGCUCUGUGGAGGCGGCUGCAUAUGGCAAAUGCAUUGUUGGUGACUACAAUGCGGUACAUAAAGACAUGUGUGUCAAGGAGUUUAUGAAGCUAAAAGACUGUUUUCUGGCUGCAUCAAAGAAGGUUUAA